UUUGAAAUUUAUUGAAGAUAACUUGAAAAGGAGGAUUAGAAAUUUAUUUGGGUGGUAACUGAUAAGGUAUUUUUACUUAGCAGUGACCACAAAACUGAAAUUUUCAAUCAAUGGAUAAUUCUACAGUUGAUUAUCAAUAAUUUUUAGGAGUUCGCGUCGACUGCCCAGAGUCCGCGAAAACUGCUACCAAGUUCCAAUCGAUUUGAAAGACACCCAAUAAUGGCUCAAGCACUAAACUUUGGUGACUCAUGUGCGCCGAUUACUUGUCACGCAUGGAAUAAAGAGAGAAAUCGAAUUGCAUUUUCACCUAAUAAUAAUGAAGUUCAUAUUUAUCAGAAGGAAGGCAGUGAUUGGAAACAAACUGAUAACCUGGUGGAGCAUGAUAUGAGAGUUACAGGCAUUGAUUGGGCACCAAACACAAACAGAAUUGUUACAUGCUCUGUUGAUCGUAAUGCCUAUGUUUGGACUCAAAAUGAGGAAGGAAAAUGGACCACCACACUGGUAUUGCUACGAAUCAAUCGUGCUGCUACCUGUGUUAAGUGGUCUCCAAUGGAGAACAAGUUUGCAGUUGGUUCAGGAGCUAGACUGAUAUCUAUUUGCUAUUUUGAAAAGGAAAAUAAUUGGUGGGUGUCUAAACAUAUUAAGAAACCAAUUAGGUCAACUGUGGCCUCAUUGGACUGGCACCCAAAUAAUAUUUUAUUGGUUGCUGGCUCAAGUGAUUUUAAAGUCAGAGUUUUUUCUGCUUAUAUCAAAGACAUUGAGGAACAACCUGGACCUAAUGUUUGGGGGUCUAAGUUACCUCUGGGCCAAUUGUUGGCAGAGUUUCCAUCAAUAGGAGGUGGAUGGGUUCACAGUGUUUCUUUUUCUGCUGAUGGGAAUAAAGUUGCUUGGGUAGGACAUGACAGUUCCAUAAAUGUAGCAGAUGCUUCACAAGGAAAAGGAACAAUUAAACUCAAGACUGAAUAUUUGCCAUUCCUGGGUUGUAUUUGGAUAUCUGAAAACUCCUUGGUUGUUGUUGGGCACAGCUGCAUUCCAUUACUUUACUGUUAUACAGGGGACCAAAUUAGAUUUGUUGCCAAAUUGGACAACACUCAACGGAAAGAGUCUGGGGGUUUAUCGGCAAUGAAGAAAUUUCAGUCUCUUGAUCGUCAGGCCAGAAUUGAAACAAAUGAUACCUUUUUGGAUUCAAUUCAUCAAAAUGCCAUCACUUGCAUCAACCUGUAUAAAGGAACAAAAGCUGAUGCAUCUAAAUUCAGCACUUCUGGGCUGGAUGGAUUGCUAGUCAUUUGGGAUAUGGAAUCACUGGAAAAGUCAAUUGAAGGACUAAAAAUCAUUUAAAAUGCAUUUAAAGUAUUAUAUUUAUUAUUAUAUUGAAUAAUAUGAUCAUCAGUUGCCUGUAAGAAACUGAAAUCACUCGAAGAAUGAAAAGCUGUAAAAUGAUAACAAUCACAGUUUGAUCAGUCUAGCGAAAACAAACAAAAGUGAGUGAGAUCAGAUCUCUGGCCGUUAAAACAUUCAAAUAUACAGAUAUAAACUCAAUUAGUUACAACAGCUAUUAAUUAUUUACUAUACAAUAAUUUUUAAACUUCUAUAAUUUAUAUAAAUAAUUAGACAAUAAGACUACUAAUGUACUAGUGAUCAAUCACAUUAAUACUACUGAAGUACUGAUGACCUAUUUAAUAAAGUUAUAUAAAUUAAA
Messenger RNA from Leptidea sinapis, 1699 nucleotides. It is a transcript of the gene Arpc1, whose product is annotated as actin-related protein 2/3 complex subunit 1A-B. Gene Ontology annotation, molecular function: actin filament binding. Bases 220 to 1338 code for a protein of 372 amino acids. The transcript is spliced from 3 exons. Gene Ontology annotation, cellular component: Arp2/3 protein complex; actin cytoskeleton. The record is from RefSeq and is a predicted model, not a curated record. Gene Ontology annotation, biological process: Arp2/3 complex-mediated actin nucleation. Lineage: Eukaryota; Metazoa; Arthropoda; Insecta; Lepidoptera; Pieridae.